Messenger RNA from Tilletiopsis washingtonensis, 1265 nucleotides. RefSeq lists its product as hypothetical. The transcript has 2 exons. Lineage: Eukaryota; Fungi; Basidiomycota; Exobasidiomycetes; Entylomatales. The record is from RefSeq and is a predicted model, not a curated record. Bases 40 to 939 code for a protein of 299 amino acids.
CGCCGCUCUUCCUCUCCAGCAUCCGCUCACCCGCCCGUCAUGCCCCACAAACGCUCCAAGUUCUCGGCGCGCGUCGCCCAGCGUGCGGCGUCCUCCAAUGCCGCACCGUCCGGCGCCGCCGACCUGGCACACAUGACGGAGCUGCCCAAGGGCGCCAUGCGCGUCCUCGACGCCGCAAAGGUGCAGGCCGCCUUCCGCGCGCGCAAGGCCGCGGGCGAGCGGCAGAGCGCAGAGGAUGUGGGCCCAAAGGAGAAGGAGAGACUCAAGGCGCUGGCGCGGGCAAAGGAGAAGGGCAAGGCCAAGGCGACGGAGGAGGAGCUGAAGAUUCGGCCCGGCGAGCGACUUGGCGACUUCAACCGCCGCGUGGAGCAAACCCUCGCGCCCGAGCUCGCCGCCACCGUCAAGGCCGGACGCACGAAGCGCAAGCGCGAGCAGCAAGCCGCGGCUCUGCAAGGCGGCCCAUCAAAGGCCGCCAAGGUGCUCGACGACGACGGUCCGCACGUCUGCAAGGACCCGUCGCGCUGCACGGUGCAUCACGAGACAUGGACGGCGCGCGAGCCGCCGGCUGGCAAGGGCAAAGGCAAGCCUGCGGAGCCGGACAAGGCGGAGCUGAAGCGCAAGCGCCAAGCCAUGCAAGGUGCAGCCGAAGGAGAAUGGGCAGCAGUGGGCACGCGCAAACUCAACGACGUCGCGCUUGCUCCUCCGACGCUCACGCGCGCGCCGAGAGGAGAGAGCGACGCGGCGAGAGCACGCAAGGUGGCGCUGGCGCAGGCGAUGGGCAGACCGGCGCCUGCCGAGGCAAAGGUGAGGUUGCCCGAGCCACUCGUGCGCGGCGGAGAGGGAGGCUUGAGACGAGAAGAGGAGCUGAGAAAGGAACGGGAACGCGCGGUGAGAGAGUAUCGCAAGAUGAAGUUUGGGCGCGAGACACGAGGAGCGUAAAAUGAUACCCCGACGUCACCCUGUUGCGUGAAGACUGAGCGUGAGUCUCCUGCCUCCUUGCCCCCCCUCUUCCCCUCCCCCUUCUUCCACACACCGCCGGCAUCCUUAUCUCCCGCGCGCGCCAACCACCUCCGGCGCGUGGGUCAUUAUAAGCCGGCGAACAGCAACGCUGCUUGCUUUCGCUAUCACUCUCGAGCUCGAGGGCAAUGAGGAGUCAUAGAUAGUAGCUUGCCGACAUCCUUUCCUUCCUCUUCCAUCCUUUACCUCUUUCGUGCGCUCUGCUUGUUCAGAUGUGUCGCGGUGCUCAAUGAUAUGCCAUGUGCGAG